AUGACGGAAAAUAACAGCAAUGACACGCUUCAGAGCCUCCCACAGCUUCUCGCGGUCGCCGAGAAAACGCUCCCGGCCAAAUGCAAGGAUGGACUCCUGGCCUACUGUCCGACCAUGGACCUUGUCGCCCUGGCCUCUGAGAACGAGCAGGUUCACGUUUUCAGACUGAAUGGGCAGCAAGUCCUGGAAGCUGACCUUGCGGGUGACCCCUACUUGGACGAGGUCAAAGGCGAGGUGAGAGGGAUCAGGUGGAAGAACGACGGUCGUCUAUUGGCAGUCGCUGAUGCUGAGAACAAACUUCGCAUUAUAAGCUCUUACACUGGCAAAACGGUACAUCAUUACUCGUGUCUGUCGCACGAGGAACAGCAGCAAUAUGGAGAGACAGAUGACGCGAGCAAAAAAGAAAGAGACCUUCAAAUUUCCUGCAUUGGAUGGGGAGUGAAUUUCACAGAUAGCAAAGCUGCGCAAACCCAUCUGCGAGAUGCAAAUGGCCAUAUCACAGUCGAAGAUCUUCUAGCACCAGACACCGAUCCAGUAAAGGCGGCUCUCCAGCUCAAGGCAGAUCUGCCCCUUGAACUGGCUCUACUCGAUGUGGAAAGCUCAUUGCCGAGGCUAAGCACUUUGCCAGGAAGUGGAAGCGAUGAAGAUGUAUUCAGCAGCCGCACUUCAAUCGACGCUAUCUUCCAGUCCUUCAACAAAAUUUCGAGUGAUGCUGUAGAUGUCUUGUUCGUGGGCCUCAACAAUGGCAGAGCACAUCUUAGAAUUUUUGAUUGUUUCGAAAUCGGAAAUUUUUCAGUUACACCAAGCCAGACACAGCCGUCAAGUCACGUUGAAACAUUGGCGCAUACUUCACACCCGAUGAGUUCGACACAUGCAAUCCUACUGUCGGAAAAAACGGACAGUUCUCCGGACCCAAGCAUUAAAGUGGUAUCGCUCGAUCUGAGAUUCAUCACAAAAUCUGGACGCUACCUGUCCUUGUUGGCCUUUAAGAUCACUCAGCUGCAGAAUCUGCUCAGAUACAUUAACCAGACACAACGACAGAUUACACUUGAGUGGAAGAAUGUCUACGAAUUGCCGGCUCGAUUCAUGCGGAGUAUUGCAGAUGAGUUGCAGGAGAAGUGUCAUUGUGAUUUCGUUACUGCUUUGUACCAUCUUCUAGUAACAGGGAAUUGCUUUCCACCGAUGAAGGAUUUUCUUGUGGAUAUUGUGGGUGAAAGGGGCCACAAACGAUGGGAGAAGACAGUGGCCUCGGGUUAUGAGAACGUGCGAAGAUUGACACACGAAUGUCUAUUGCCUGCAUUGGGACGAUGUGAGGUUCUUCUCAGUCGGCUGAUUGGUAUAUCGAAAUUCCAGAAACUCAACCACAUCCUCGGACUCGAAACGCCGGAUCUGCAAGAAGUUGUCGGCACACUUGAUUGCCUCCAUCUCCUAUCUCAUUCAAUCCUGACAAAGAGCAGUCGGGAGCUGUUUCAGUUCACAGAGUUUGCAAAAUGGCUCCGCCACGAGAUAGACAUCCAGGGCGCCGAGCCCAUGUCCCAGACCCUGGAGGAAUUAGUUGAGAAGAGUGAUUUUAUCGACCAUGCCACAACCCUUGAUUACAUAGAGGGUGCACUCACUAAGAGCUCUCUCCGUCGUUACAUAUCUUCAGGCCCCAAAUCGACACCAGCAUCCACAGAGUCGAAAAAGACUGCCUCCAGCGAAGGAAACCUCUCCUAUUACCAAGCAUUCAAGGAUAUGUUGGCUGCCGAGGAAAAUGAACAUUCGCGAGAUUACAAGAACAAGACAGAAACUUCUCGACCUGACCUCCCAAAGCUAAAUGACCUUAUCGCACGUCUCGAGUUGCAAUGUGGCAAAGUUUUUGGACAGAUUGCUCUGACUCAAAAGCGAAGCAUACUUCAUCACUGUCUGCUCGCCUUACCCGCGGACUGUGAUCCAGAUGUAGUUGAUACAACUAUGCAGUAUGAAGACCUUGAUGAUGCCGGAAAUUCGUACGCGAUUUAUGUGACGACAAGGCUGAAAUACUCGCCAGACACGCUUAUUAUAUAUCGGAUCGAUAUUCAAUGUAUCAACGGCGUGAGUUCGUCCAAAGCUACUUCCGUAGCUUCGCUACGCCUGCCCAAUGGCGAAAUUAAACAGGUCCAAUUUGUGGAAGAUGGAACUGUGAUGCUGCUGUAUACAAACGAAGACCGAUCCUAUCUACUCAAUUUCCCCAUCUCUCCCCCCUCGUCAAAGAACGAUAGUGAACCCGAGUUCUAUCCCAAAUACGAAACCUACGACAAUCUGACUGCCACUUUCACGCCCCCGAUGCCCGAUGCAAUGGAUCUAGAUAUUGCAAGCAAGCAUGCGGAUAUUGUGUUGCAUUGUUUUGCGGCCUCAGGUAUCAAAUCCAAGCCGAUCAAACUGAGCGUUAAUGGCCGCAAGGACAGGAGAGUUAUUUGUGUCCUUUUUGCCGAUAUGAUACACUACGAAGUUCUGCAUAUUGAUCAUCGAUACGAGGACGAAGAUGAAGAAGCCGAGGAAUGA
Messenger RNA from Talaromyces atroroseus, 2523 nucleotides. RefSeq lists its product as hypothetical. Gene Ontology annotation, molecular function: protein binding. The record is from RefSeq and is a predicted model, not a curated record. Gene Ontology annotation, cellular component: anaphase-promoting complex; nuclear periphery. The transcript is spliced from 6 exons. Gene Ontology annotation, biological process: anaphase-promoting complex-dependent catabolic process; protein K11-linked ubiquitination; positive regulation of mitotic metaphase/anaphase transition. Bases 1 to 2523 code for a protein of 840 amino acids. Lineage: Eukaryota; Fungi; Ascomycota; Eurotiomycetes; Eurotiales; Trichocomaceae.